GACAGAUUUGAAAACUUUUCGUUUGAAAGACGUUACAUGUCUGCCAGAAAACAAGCGUUAUUUUUUGAGUUUGCCAUUGUUUUCAUGCAAUAAAUGUUAAAUUAAACUUUAUUUUGCAUUGUUUAUUCUUAGAAAACAGGUGUACUUUAACAUUUAAAUGUGCUGCUAACGAUUGGUAAAUUGCGUUCAUCGGCACGCGGUUUUCUUAGAAGCGAUUGACUCCACCGCGUUAUUCCUAAAUCCAACAAAAUUCCGAAUUACAAAAUGGAUGAUUUUUUGAAAAUUGAAAAGAUUGGUGAAGGUACUUACGGUGUUGUGUACAAAGGGAAAAAUAAAAUAACUGGCCAGUUUGUGGCUAUGAAAAAAAUUCGUCUCGAAUCUGAAGAUGAAGGAAUACCGUCGACUGCAAUCAGAGAGAUAUCUCUUCUGAAGGAGUUAAACCAUCCUAAUAUAGUGAAACUUGAAGAUGUUCUCAUGGAAGAGUCUCGACUUUACCUUAUUUUUGAGUUCCUCUCUAUGGACCUGAAGAAAUACAUGGACUCCCUUGGAUCCGGGAAAUUUAUGGAUCCCGCGAUGGUAAAGAGCUACUUGUAUCAGAUCAACAAUGCCAUCCUUUACUGCCACCAGCGACGCAUCCUGCAUCGCGACCUGAAGCCGCAGAACUUGCUCAUUGAUAAGACUGGUAUUAUUAAGGUAGCGGAUUUCGGUCUGGGGCGCGCGUUCGGCGUGCCCGUGCGCGUGUACACGCACGAGGUCGUCACACUCUGGUAUCGCGCGCCGGAGGUGCUGCUCGGCAGUCAGAGAUAUUCCUGCCCGAUAGAUAUCUGGUCUGUCGGAUGCAUAUUCUCUGAGAUGUCGUCCAAGAAACCACUGUUCCAGGGAGACUCUGAAAUUGAUCAACUCUUCCGCAUCUUCAGAAUGCUGCGUACCCCGACGGAGGAGCUGUGGCCGGGAGUGUCGUCGCUGCCGGACUACAAGCCCACCUUCCCCAACUGGAACACCUUCAACCUCCACAACCACGUCCAGAAUCUGGAUGAAGUGGGCAUGGACCUACUGCAGAAGAUGCUAGUAUAUGACCCGGUGAAACGGAUCUCUGCCAAGGAAGCCCGCAGACACCGCUACUUCCGGGAUGUCAAACUGCCUCCGGGGCUCUCUGUCAACUCCGCAUACAUCAGAUUCGUGCCCGAAGACUCUCCUGAUACUGAUAGCAGUGCGCAGAGUGUUUAGUCUUGGUGAUAUAUGAAAUGUGAUUUGUGCAGUGAUGAUUUUAUGGUGUAUUGUUUACAUGGACCAAAUACAGAGAAGAGGGCAAAGUGAGAUCAAGUUAACUAAUCACAGUGCGUCUUUGUGACGAGACGACAAACACACUGAAAUUUGUUUGGAAGUAGUUAGAUGUGAAUUACAAACUUAUUUUUCACCUUUCAAAUUUUGCGCAGCAACAAUUUUGCGCUAGAUGUAGGGGAGCGGGUGUUGGUGCAUCGUUUCCCACGCGUCUGCCCCCCUUAUCACACAACUUUUGCUAGAGAAGUGGCAAUAUGGUAAUAUCUCCUUCUCUAUUUUUGCUUCAUGAUUGUUUGCCUUGAUAGGUGACGCUAAAACAGUCUUUAAAGUUUUUCUAUUUAUUAGUAAAAUGGCGACAUUAAUAAUAUUUUAACAUAAUUCGUAGCUCAGCAUUUUAAGACAAUCAAACUGGCUGUAGCCAUCAAAUAAUUAGUAGGAGUCAAAUUCAAUUCAAUUGAAAAUGAACCAUCACAGAAUUAAUUGGAAUACAUAUAAUGUCUCAUUGGGUGCUAAAAAUAUGUGUGUAUGUGUAGAACAUUGGAAUGAAUAAGUGUGAUAAUGGUGCUCAAUGCUACAUUUUUGUCUCGGGUGACCCAGACUGAAAACACAUGGCGAUGGAAACUAUUUCAACUCUCAGUGCUUGUAUUUAAAGAUAUUUUUCCUUUGAGGACAAGCAAAGUAUAAGUUCAUAUAUUUUCAUUGCAAUACACUCUUCUAAUUGAUUAGGCAGUUUCAAGUGAAAAUUUUCAUCUGGUGUAUAAACCUACAUCCAGUAUAUUUGAUACAAUUGAUAUUGUUUUACAGAUAAUUUAAUAAGAAGACCAAACAUUUUAUUCAAGCACCUAAGCAAAUUGGAUUAGAGAGUUUAUCAUCAUAGUUUAGACAAGACUACAAUAUUUUUAACAUUUUAAAAUGCAAUAACAUUGCCAUUUAGUAAUGUGUCUCGCUCGUACUGUAAAUAUUGUGUUUCUUGUUGCUACAAAUGUCCCUUGUGGUUAGGUGAUCUGCUGAUAUAGAGCAAAUGUAAUGCCAGAAAACAGAGUAUGCGCCACGAAAGAACGGGUACCGCCGAAAUUUGUGGUUUCGGUAUACAUUGCUGGUUUUUCAUUGCGGUAAAUAAAAGCUUUCAUACAAACUACGCAAUGUUCAUGCGCGUCGGCAUCUAUCAGAGUUCAUCGAUAGUGUAUAGCUGUCAUGACACUAUUUUGUCACGUGUUGUGGAACUGUCAAUAACAGAAUGGCUACGUUGUCAUUGUCAGCAUUGCAAGAGUCUGUAAUAUUCAUAUUACUUAUGAUUAAUAAUUGCUAUAUGAAAAGUGAAAUGUUUUUUUUACUUAAUUUACAAUAUGUACAUUGCGUGUUGUGCUGUGUGGUUCCACCUUAGAAUAACUUCCCACUCCAUAUCUUCCUGUGAACGACAUCAGUAGAGGCGACUAAGGGGCACCUAGCCUAAGCAUCUAAUAGGAAACAAUAGCAUUUACAAGAAAGGUUGACGGCAGACAUGUUCGGUUGUAUAUUCACAGUCGAAUCUCUGCUGAUCUUGCGCUUCGCGGCUUCGCAGCCCCCAACAGACCCGGGAACAUGCGGGAGUUGAAGGAGUACAUUAAGUAUAAAAAACAUUUUUUUAUAAAGUAAAUAUUUCUUGUUUAGUUUGUCAUGUGUUCAAUUGUCGUUUUUUCUUCUGGCCUUGGAUGGCUUGUGUAACACUUUGGUUUGUGUUUUGGAUGUGUGGGUAAUGCAUAGUUUUAAGUUUAUUUAAAUGCAGACUUUUUAUUUUUAGUAUACUGUAACGUCUGGUACGCAAAGUCUUAAAAUACUGGAUACUCUGUGUCAAGACUAUCUAAUCUAGAUAUUGAUAAAGCCAGCCUUACUUUAAAGUUUAGGUAAUUCGUCACAGAUCGGACUCAAAAUCAUUGUAAAUACUAAAUAGAUAGUUGUGCCAAAAAUAUACAGUGUCCCAUGUAUCUCAAGAAUUCUUUAUUUAAGCCGAUUUUAAUGAACUGCAUUUAUUGGCAUUGAAUAGCCGAUUAGGAUAUAAUUAAUAGUUUAACUGAAUUCAGGUUAAUUUGUAAAAUAUAAAUUGACAAUUUUAUUUA
Molecule: messenger RNA, 3377 nt
Organism: Plodia interpunctella (Indianmeal moth)
Lineage: Eukaryota; Metazoa; Arthropoda; Insecta; Lepidoptera; Pyralidae
Gene: Cdk1
Product: Cyclin-dependent kinase 1
Exons: 7
Coding region: 265-1227 (320 amino acids)
Biological process (GO): mitotic G2 DNA damage checkpoint signaling; protein phosphorylation; G2/M transition of mitotic cell cycle
Cellular component (GO): nucleus
Molecular function (GO): cyclin-dependent protein serine/threonine kinase activity; ATP binding
Source: RefSeq, a predicted model, not a curated record